AUGUUUGCUGUUCCAAUAAAUCCACCUCCAAAACCUCUUAAGUCCAUUCAAUUUGUGAAAGAUGUUAAAGGAAAAAUCAGAUGCCUCAAGAGUCUCAUGACCAACAAGAGAGCUCAAGUCCCGGAGCAUAUGGCGCUUCUCACAGAUCUCAUUUGCUUUUUCCAAACAAUGGUGGAAUGUGCGCAUUUUCCUGCCACUACGGAAAACUUGAAAAGAUUCAAGUAUGGAGAGCAAGUUUGCAAGAUGCUGGAGAUGGUUGUGAUUCGAGUUAUUCAAGGAGAGUCCCCGGAGGAAGCAUGGAAAGUUGUUAAGGAGACAGCCAGCAACGAAACACAAUCUUCCUAUUGCUAA
Messenger RNA from Caenorhabditis remanei, 351 nucleotides. RefSeq lists its product as uncharacterized. Lineage: Eukaryota; Metazoa; Nematoda; Chromadorea; Rhabditida; Rhabditidae. Bases 1 to 351 code for a protein of 116 amino acids. The transcript is spliced from 3 exons. The record is from RefSeq and is a predicted model, not a curated record.